Messenger RNA from Musca domestica (house fly), 341 nucleotides. RefSeq names its product larval cuticle protein 65Ag1-like. Gene Ontology annotation, cellular component: chitin-based extracellular matrix. Gene Ontology annotation, molecular function: structural constituent of chitin-based larval cuticle. NCBI's taxonomy places the organism in Eukaryota, Metazoa, Arthropoda, Insecta, Diptera, Muscidae. The transcript has a single exon. Bases 36 to 341 code for a protein of 101 amino acids. The record is from RefSeq and is a predicted model, not a curated record.
UCGCACAAAGCAGAUCAACCCAACCCAACGCCAUAAUGAAAUUCAUCAUUGUCUUCGUUGCUUUGUUCGCCUUGGCUUUGGCCGCCAAUCCCCAAGAUGCCGAGACUUUGCGUUACGAGUCGAAUGUUGAACCUGAACACUACGAAUUCGCCGUUGAGACCAGUGAUGGAAAAACUUUCGAAGAACAAGGACACGUGGAGGAUCUCGGUACCGAUGAUGAGGCUAUCGCAGUUAAGGGUUCCUACUCCUAUGUCGGUGAUGAUGGUCAAACCUAUACCGUCAACUAUGUUGCCGACAAAAACGGUUUCCAACCUCAGGGUGCCCAUUUGCCUGUUGCCUAA